Molecule: messenger RNA, 1209 nt
Organism: Drosophila teissieri
Lineage: Eukaryota; Metazoa; Arthropoda; Insecta; Diptera; Drosophilidae
Exons: 2
Coding region: 1-1209 (402 amino acids)
Source: RefSeq, a predicted model, not a curated record
AUGGACUUGCAGUUUCGGGUCGCAAUAAUUCUGAUAUUAGUGACACAUUUCAGCCAAGAGACGCUGGCAAAUGUGGAGAAUCUGCAGCUCAGGUUUCUCAGCACACUCGUUGAUAAAAUUCGACAAGAAGAACUAGUUGAAACGAUGCUAAUAUUGCAGCACUCAGCUAUGAAGUGUGAGAUCGAGAAUUGGAAUUAUCCAGAAAUUCCUACGCUGCGCCUCAACGAAUUGCAGAUUGUGGAAGUGAGAAGACAUUUUAACCAUGUGAUAAUGGCGCUCGUUUGCAUCUGCAACGAUUAUGGCAUGAAUCUGCUCGAAAGUCUGGCCAAGGACUUAAAUCGCAUGCGACAGGCGCGAAUUAUCCUGUGGAUACACAACAAACUUACAAGUGAUUUACUUAAUGUGAUUGCCGCUCAAGUGGAGAAACAUGAGUUUUAUCAAAUGAUUAUCCUUGAAGCUGCUCAGCAUCCAAUGGACACCAUAACGAUACGACGCCUUGACUUUUUUCCUAGUAUUAAAUUCGAUCAAAUCGAUGAUAUUUUAGAUCUUAAAGGACCCAUCUUUUAUACGCCCGAGGCAAACUUCAAAGGCAAAGUCAUCAGUCUGCUGCCCGAUUGGCACUCGGCCCUAAGUAUCAAUGUCACUGUGCCGCCAGGUGUUUCGAUACCCAUCAUUCGAAAUAGUGACUACGGCAUUAUCGAGUUCGCCUUCAUAUACAAUUUGAGUCUCCGCGUGUUGAAUGCCUCGUACAAGUGGACAGGGGACGCUACAUCUGUGGUGCCCGACAUCCAAUUGAAAACACAAGUGCACACGAAUAUGGAAAAUCUAAAGAAUUGGAAUCCCCACGACAUAUCCUCGCUAAUGGUGGCUGUGCCCUGCGGCAAAGAGCUGAGAAUCGAGGAGGUCUUCAAGCAACUGGAUGUGAACUCUUGGCUGCUACACAUUUUCUUUGUCUACGUCAUCUUUGUGGUGGCAGAAGCCUCUAUACUCGUCAUAACCCACAGAAUAUCAGGUAGAUCCUACCGCUUCACCAGUCUAAUUCCAGUGCUAAAUCUUCGUGCAUUUCGAGCGAUUUUGGGCAUGUCCUUUCCGAUCAGUCAAAGGUCUAGCCUAUCGCUCCGUCAGCUUUUCCUGGCAAUCAACAUUUUUGGCCUGAUCUCCAGCAGCUUCUUCAACUGCAAGACUUACGUGACAGUGGACUGGACGUGA